GAACCUUACUCGAGCUUACUCACCCGUUGCCCUCCAGUAUCGUGAUAUUAGAUCGUAUAUAAUACCGUAUGAUGUCUUGAACCAGUCAAGAAAACCAAAGCCUUCCCUUCCACCACCUCAUCGAACCACUUCCUCUCAAUGGGUGUCAUUACGCGUAAAAUCGGUCUCAUCUUGGGCAGUGCCCGCACAAACGGUAAUGGAGCAGGACUUGCCUCCUGGGUCUCUCCUAUCAUCCAACGUCGCCUGAACAAGGCUCCUCUCAAGGAAAGAAAACCUUUCGAGGUUGUUACCGUCGACCCUACUGCACCACCCCAUCCUCUCGGCCCCCUUCUUGAUGGGAGCCGUUUCCCCGCUCAAGUCACAGAUCCUGAGCAAUACCCAUCGCCUGCUAUUCGCGAAUGGAGCCGCUUCGUCACUUCUUGCUCCGCCCUUGUCAUCCUCACUCCCGAAUACAAUGGUGCUUAUCCUGGCGAGUUGAAGAAUGCGCUCGAUCAUCUCUACUACGAGUGGCAAAGGAAGCCAGUGUUGUUGAUCACUUAUGGCGCAAGUGGAGGAGGACGAUGCGCAAAGCAGUUGACAGAGAUCCUCACCGGCCUCAAGAUGCAGGUUGUCUCUGACAACCUGCAGAUCUCGCUGCCCAAAGAGUACAUUGGCGGGUCUGAGAGAGUGGUCCCCGGCAGGACCUUCGAUUUCCUUUCUGCAUACGAAGCGGCUGUUGAGAAGGCUGCGGGGGAACUUGGUGAACUGACAUCCUCAUCGUAGACAGAGAUGGUCAUUCAAAAGAGACGUGGCAGGGAUGAAGCAUCAUAGGCCAGUUAGAGCAUAGAGACAUGUGUCAGGCUUUAGGAUUUAGAUAUAGAGACGAUGGGCACCUUAUGUAGUAUAAUAUAGUAUUGCUAUGCAUCCGUCGUAAAUGUCGUCGCUUUAUGUUCUCGUAGAGAUAUAUGACAAUUAGUGGGGGGACGGCCAAUUUUCCGAUGUCG
Molecule: messenger RNA, 983 nt
Organism: Somion occarium
Lineage: Eukaryota; Fungi; Basidiomycota; Agaricomycetes; Polyporales; Cerrenaceae
Source: the annotation of a GenBank genome assembly